CUCGAGCUCUUUCUCGCCCCCGCUCCUAUACCUACACUGCUCUUUCUUGAUUGGUUGUUCCUCUCCCCCCCACCACCCCCGCCCACCUCGUGCGGGGCCCCCUCAAAGGAAUGUGUCGCUCUAUCAGCGGCGACGAAUCAUUGGUCGGCCUGGAACUAGGGUCCGAUGUUCGGGAGUCUGGCCAAGACCAGCCCUAGCUGGGAGCAUGUCGGCCGAACGAGGAUCCUGGAGCAGCCUGACGACUCUGCAGAAGGUGGCCUUGGCCCUCGGGAUCCCCGCCAGCGGCGCCAUCCUCUACAUACUUUACCGCCGCUACCGGGAGAGCCAAGAUGAGCGGCUGACAUUUGUGGGAGAAGAGGAGAUGGAAAUAGAGGUGAAGGUCCCGAAGGAUGCUGUGAGGCUUCUCAUUGGCCGCCACGGAGCCACCAUCAAGCAGCUGAGAAGGGACACCCACGCCCGGAUCGAAGUCGACCUCGAGGAUUCCCACGAGGAACGCCUCCUCCGCAUCUACGGCUCCCCCGUCCAGGUGUGCAAAGCCAAGGCCGCCAUCCACCAGAUCAUCGCGGAGAACUUGCCGGUGACGGAGCAGAUCCGCGUGCCCCAGCGUGCUGUCGGGCGGAUCAUCGGCCGGGGCGGAGAGACAGUGCGAUCCAUCUGCCGUAACACAGGGGCGACCGUGGACUGCAGCCGGGACGAGGAAGGACCCCUCUCACUCAUGAGGCUGAUCACCAUCUCGGGGACCCACAAGCAAGUGAAAGCUGCCAAGCAACUGAUCACAGAGAAACUCUCGGAGGACGAAGCUUUCCAGAAGAAGCUGGCCCAGUCGGCCCUUGGGCGGAGUCAGCGCAAGCAUCCCUUGGGCACGCGGAAGGAGGAGGCCGCCAAGCAGCCGGAGCGGCCGCCGUGGCUCAACGGAGAGGCCUCGGGGAGGCCGCCAAGCCCGUGUCGGGAUGGAGCUGGGGGGAAACUCCCGGAUUAUUCCCCGGAUGAACCGCAGGAGCUGAGGAGCGGAGAGGGCUCCCCUGAAGAGUCGCUUUCGGGAGCCUCCUGGCCGAGCUCGGCGUUUGAACUCCCCAGCCCCGAUUUCAGCUUCCACGCCAACGAGUACUUGGAGGUCUUCGUCUCGGCCACCGAGAACCCCAACCACUUCUGGAUCCAGAUCAUCGGCUCCCGCACCCUCCAGCUGGACAAGCUCACCUGCGAGAUGACCCAGUACUACGGAAGUGGCAGCUGUUUGUCUGACCUCCCCAGCGUGCACGUGGGCGACAUUGUGGCUGCCCCCUACCCAGAAGACUGCAGCUGGUACCGGGCCACCAUCCUCGGCCCUCUGGAGAACGGAAACCUGGAUCUCUACUACGUGGACUUCGGGGACAACGGGGCGAUGCCGCUGGAGAAGCUGCGGCCCUUACGGAGUGACUUCCUGAGCCUCCCCUUCCAAGCCAUCCAGUGCAGUCUUGCUGGCAUCGCUCCGGCCGGAGGCCAUUGGGAAGAAGCAGCACUGGACGAAUUUGAGCGCCUCACCCACUGCGCCAGGUGGAAGCCAAUUGUGGCCAAGAUCUCAAGCUAUGUGCCUUCCGGAAGCAGCACCUGGCCUCACAUCCAGCUGUACAAUACCACCACCAGUGGACAGAAUGUUAACAUUGGCGAGGAGUUGGUGCGCUUGGGCUAUGCGGUCUGGUGUCCGCAGGACGAAGUCGGCGCCAUGGGAGACGGACCCUGUCAGGCUGAAAAGGGGGCUGUGUCGGGCACCCUCCCCCAAACCCUGGGAAACACGGUGGGGGCGUCGCUGGAGAGCCUCCUCUCCGAUCCGCAAAAAACUCCCGACGAGCUGCCUCUCACUCUGUCCUGCGUCAGCCUUUCAGGUGAGCCCAUUGAACAGUUCCGGAACAAGACGGCACCGCCCACGCCAGGAUCCUCCCCAGAGGGCCUCGCGCCCUCCCUCGACUCCUUGCAGCUCUCCUCCUUGGGGCCCUCCUGCCCCUCUGAGAAUCCCUCCUCGCUGGCUGACCAGGAAACAGGAAGCACCAAAGGGCCCUCCAGGCAGGAGCUCUGUGUGGAAAUGCCAGCACAAGCGGAGGUCCUGCUAGAAUCCUUGCCCGAUGCCAGGGCGUUUGGGAUGGAAGCCAGCCAAACGUCCAGCCCUGCUGCUCACGUCCGUCCCGGAGAGACACCCUCCCCGCUUUUACCUUUGAGCCGAGGUUCCUCAGGCAAGGAUCUGUCCCUCAGCGAGGCCGACAGCAGCACAUAUUCUCCCCGGGGCUGCUUCUACUACCUCUCCAUGUCUGAGGACCAGUGGGACUUCUCGGACUUCUGCAGAGGAUCACCCUCCCUUGACGCAUCCCACCAGGAUGGGUCGCCGCCCCCUGUUUUGUCUGGCCCCGCCUCCAGUGUCUGCUCCACUUCCAACAGCCGAGAAACAGAUGAGCUUGCCGGGGAGGAAGAAGCUGCCUCGGUCUCCGAAAGCGGUGACAUCUUUUUGUUCGAAGACGGCUCCUUGACUCCUUGAGCGGAAGGGAUUGUGCCUAUCUGCCUGGAUUGAGUGAGCUGCGAUCAGUCAGUGAGUUAGCUCUUGUUUCGGCCCGGCCUAUUGAAGGUGGCACUGGGGGACAUCCUGGCUUCAUGACCGGAAAUCCCGGCUUUGAAAGACAGCCGUGGGACCCGGGACAUCUGCCUGCCGCGGAGUGGACGGAGCUUUGGGGAGGCUGGGGUUGCUUGUGGAACAUCACCGGCUGACACUGAUUGGUUACCUUGAUCCAGCUGAGCACAGCAUCGUGUCCCUUGGAUGUCCGAGUUGCAUUUGGGUAACCAGAAACCACGGGGGCGGGGGGAGGAUGGAUUGGAUUCUGUUGGGCAAAGGUGCACAGUUGAGAGUGCGUUCUUGCCUGCCUUCUGACGUGGGGACUAACCCAAGUGCUAAACAAGACCGAAUGUAUACAAGGCUGUUGAAUGUUGUUGCAAAUUCACCGCUAGGCCUGUUUGUCAUAUGUCAAUGUUUUGUUUUGUUUUCCUGUGUUGGGUGGCGAUUUGAGAAUUGGGACCUGCAUUGAUUCCUCCCCCCCACCUCUUUAAGCCAAUCUUUGAUCUACUGCAGGAUACACUACAGAAUGCAUAAUCCACUGCAGAAUAGUGGAUUGUGCCACUAUAGAUGGCGGGGGUGAGCGCCUGCCUAGAUGCUCUCUUCUCUCCCAUCCAAAAUUACACUUUCCAUGUAUAUUGGGGAGAGAGGAGAAUGUUUAGCUUCACGAUUCCCCGAUGAGAAUAACAGAUGAGAGUGCAAAGGGUGUCUGCAUGUUGGGAACAGGCAGACACUCAAACCCCCACCCCCACCUUCAUUCUCCAAUGGUACAGUCUGUCACCCUUUGGGCUGGAGUCGUAGAUUAGCUAUAAGAUGCCUUAUUUGCCCCAGCAGCAUGCUUUAAAAAAAAUGCGAUGAUUGGUGGGUUGUAAUUGGGACCACGAACCCACCCUUACCUGUGACAUCACAUUAAUGUGGGUGGAUCCCAAGGGGGUAUAUUAUGAUGUCAUUCUAAGGGCAGGUCCAUCAGGUGGGCACCCCUUUGCCGUUCUUCAAGUUGUAUCCCAGUUUGAACAACGUGGCAGCGUUUGCAUCCUGUCGUCUGUUGUGGGGACAAGGCAGGCAAGUUGCAGGCGGCGUGUUGUCAGAAGUGUCUCUGCUGCCCCUUCCGUACCCAAACGAAGUGCGAUGUAUUGAAUUUUGCAAAGUACAUGACGUACUCUGGGUUCUCAUUUUCCUCUUUAUUUAAUAAAGACUUGUGUUUUGAAUUCUG
Molecule: messenger RNA, 3788 nt
Organism: Hemicordylus capensis (graceful crag lizard)
Lineage: Eukaryota; Metazoa; Chordata; Lepidosauria; Squamata; Cordylidae
Gene: TDRKH
Product: tudor and KH domain containing
Exons: 15
Coding region: 206-2506 (766 amino acids)
Biological process (GO): spermatogenesis
Molecular function (GO): RNA binding
Source: RefSeq, a predicted model, not a curated record